Dromiciops gliroides (monito del monte) is the source of this 2443-nucleotide messenger RNA. It is a transcript of the gene PLSCR3, whose product is annotated as phospholipid scramblase 3. Gene Ontology annotation, biological process: plasma membrane phospholipid scrambling. Lineage: Eukaryota; Metazoa; Chordata; Mammalia; Microbiotheria; Microbiotheriidae. The record is from RefSeq and is a predicted model, not a curated record. The transcript is spliced from 10 exons. Gene Ontology annotation, molecular function: phospholipid scramblase activity. Gene Ontology annotation, cellular component: plasma membrane. Bases 530 to 1390 code for a protein of 286 amino acids.
CUUCUGGCUACUUCUCCCCCUGCCCUAGGCUGUAGGAAGGCUGGGACGAGGGGACCAGGGUGUGGCUUCUGAUAAACUUGGGUAGGGGGCAAUGCAAACCAAGAAGAGGUAGCCCGGAAAAAAAAUGGACCUCCUGGCCUCUCGAGGUUGGGAGGAGGAGCCCCAUAGGCAGUGGGUGGGGCCUAAAAGAAAUUGGGAACAAAAUCGUCUCUCCAAAGGUAGGCAGGGUUUGCAGCACUCGAGGCGGUGCCAAUGGGAGGAGGUGGGACUAUAAGGGAGUGAUUUCGGACUUUGAGUCCAGCCCUAGGUGGUGUCUCUUCGCUUCCAUCCGCCCCUAGCCCACCUCCUAAUUGGUUUUCAGUUCUUCCGCCCGCAGGGCACCUCCGCCAUUCACCAGCAGCUUCACAAACAAUCUUUUCAACUUGGUUGAGGGGUGAAGGUGGUAGACGCUAAAAUGAACGCAGCCAGGAUUGGGCAGUGGAAGACCUCAUUUGCAUAGACGACUGGGAUUGGCCAGACUCUUGGAUCUAUGGUGCGAACAUCCAGGACCCGUAUCGUAAGGAGCUUUUUGAGAAAACAAACAAACACCACUUCUUCCACAGUUUGGCUCUGCUCUGCGUCCCUCUCUGUAGCAAGCCGAUUUGGAAGACACUCCUCACAGGACAUUGACAUCCUGCUAACAACACCCCCUCCAUGGCAGUUGCCUGGGGUCCCUUCUGGCCUGGAAUUCCUUGUACAGAUUGAUCAGAUCCUGAUUCAGCAGAAGAUUGAGCGGGUGAAAGCAUUUUUUGGCUGGGAUAUCUGUAACCGAUAUGAGCUACAGUCUGGAGUAGGGAUACCGCUGGGACAGGCAGUUGAAGAAAGCAGCUGCUGUGCCCGUCUCUGCUGUGGUGCUCGCCGGCCCAUGCGUAUCCGUGUGGCUGAUCCCAGGAACCGUGAAGUCCUACACUUGAUUCGCCCUCUACAUUGUGGGUCCUGCUGCUGCCCCUGUUGCCUUCAGGAGCUGGAAGUACAGGCUCCCCCUGGCACAACUGUUGGGCAUGUACUACAGACCUGGCAUCCCUUCCUGCCCAAGUUCUCAAUUCAGGAUGCAGAUCGCCAGACACUGCUUCGAGUUGUGGGGCCAUGCUGUGCCUGUGGUUGUGGCAGUGACACCAACUUUGAGGUGAAGACCAAGGAUGAAUCACGGAGUGUGGGUCGGAUCAGUAAACAGUGGGGAGGCAUUGUGCCAGAGGCCCUCACUGAUGCAGACCAGUUUGGCCUCCAGUUUCCCCUGGACCUUGAUGUUCGAUUGAAGGCUGUGCUGCUGGGGGCAGCCUUUCUCAUUGAUUACGUGUUUUUUGAGAAGCCAGGAGAUGCCAAUCCAGGGCCCUCAGUCAUCACCAGUUAGAGGAUGCCCAUGUAAUCAAAGAUAGAUAUCCUGGCCACAGAAUUCCAAGACGUCUGCUACCACCCUGGCUUGGCCCCAGCAUCAAAGAUGGCCACUACCACCCUCCAAGAUGAUGGUGCCUUGAGGAGACACAUCCUAGGAGUGGAGGCUAGGGCUUGGGUACCCCCAAAGAAACUUUGAAAGCCUUCAUUGUGAAGACUGAAGCUCUAUUCCCUACAAGAAGUAAGGAAGAACAAAUGCUGCAUGUGCUGAAUGCUAAGGGGUUUUGUUUUAGGCUUCUUCCUUUUUUGGAUCCUUCAACUCAACCCUAAACCCCCAAUAAUGGUCAUUACUACUUCUCAUUGGUAUCUCGUUCCAUAAAGAUUAUACCAUAUCAUUCUCACUCCUCUUUCCCUGCUACCCCUUUCUAUCCUCUAUUCCCUAGGCACUAGCCAUUUUCCCCUUCCCCUUAUUUACAUUUUUCUACCUCCUUUGAUUCUGAUCUGACCCCAUUCUACUUCCCAGAAUCAUAAUAUCAAAAGGAAAAAUAGAUGUAGGAGCUGGGGGAUUUGAUUAUAUCAAUAGUACCCCCUCAAAAAACAUUCUAGUCAUAGACCUUUUUAACUCUUCCUUUUCAGAUGAGGUAACUGAGGUCAAAUAAAAGUAAAUUGACCAAAGUCACACAGUGAGUUGGUGUGAGGGGGCAGGGCUCAAUCCCAAGUCUCCGGGCUUGCAGGCCAGUGAUUUUCCCCUUUUAUUUUACAAUAUACCUUUUCUUCUUUGGCCAAUAUAAACCCAGUCUCCCUGGAGCCCUUCUUGGACCCAUAGCACUUUAAGAAGAAUCCAGAUAUAUACUCCUUUUGAGGCUGAGGUCCCAGUGCCCAGCUAUCAUGUCCCCCAAAACCAUUUCUCCUGCCCUUUCUCAAACUGGUGCUUAUUGCAGCUUAUGCCUUAUUUAACAUUUUUCCUCCUUCCUCUUCCUGGGCACCAGGGAGGAUAAUGUAUCUUUGUAUGGCGUGUAUACAUGUAUUGUAUGUACAUACACACACAUAUAUUAAAAACUUUCUAACUUUU